This is a messenger RNA of Paramisgurnus dabryanus, 3721 nucleotides long. RefSeq lists its product as uncharacterized. NCBI's taxonomy places the organism in Eukaryota, Metazoa, Chordata, Actinopteri, Cypriniformes, Cobitidae. Gene Ontology annotation, molecular function: nucleic acid binding. The record is from RefSeq and is a predicted model, not a curated record. Gene Ontology annotation, biological process: DNA integration.
AUCUUCAAGAGAACAAAGGAUGAUGAAAGAUUGGCUCUUUCGGUUGAAGAUAUGACUUUCCUUCAUAUUAUGGAGGAGGGCUUAUACAAAGAUGAGAAGCAAAGCUGGGUAGCUCCCCUUCCGUUCAAACUUCAGAGGCGGCGAUUACCAAACAACAGGUCACAAGUUCUAGAUCGUUUCAAAUCUCUACAGCGUUCUUUUGCUAAGAAGCCAAUCAUGAAAGAGCACUUCUUUACAUUUAUGGAGAAGAUACUGGAAAGAGGUCAUGCAGAAGUAGCACCACCACUCAACCACCAAGAAGAAUGUUGGUACUUGCCUCUCUUUGGUGUGUACCAUUCAAAGAAGCCAAACCAGAUCAGAGUCGUCUUCGAUUCAAGCUGUCAGUAUGAUGGUGUCUCGCUUAACGACGUGCUUCUGAAGGGCCCUGACCUGAAUAAUGGACUGCUUGGUGUACUUUUGCGCUUCAGAAAGGAGGCAGUAGCCAUCACCACAGAUAUACAACAAAUGUUUCAUUGUUUUCUUGUUAGGCCAGAGGAUAGAAACUUUCUCAGGUUCUUCUGGUAUGGAAAUAAUGAUCCAGAGCAAAACAUUAUGGAGUUCAGGAUGAAAGUCCAUAUCUUCGGUAACAGUCCUUCACCAGCCGUCGCAAUCUAUGGCCUUAGACAGGCAGCGAAGGAAACUGAGACAGAGUUCGGAACAGACGUCCUAAAGUUCAUAGAAAGAGAUUUCUAUGUGGAUGAUGGCUUAAAAUCUCUACCCUCUGCAACAGCCGCCAUUGAUCUCCUUAAAAGGACACAAGAAGCACUUGCUCGCUCCAAUCUAAAGUUGCAUAAAAUUGCAUCAAACAAUGAGGAAGUCAUGAAUGUGUUUACAUCUGAAGGUGACUGCCGAGAUUCAAAGGAUAUGGACCUCGACAAAGACACAUCGCCAGUCCAGCGUACUUUAGGAGUCAGCUGGAAUCUCAAAACCGACACAUUUACAUUUCAGCUGUCCAAUGAUGUGAAACCAUUUACACGCCGUGGCGUUCUCUCUACUGUGAAUGGGUUAUAUGACCCAUUUGGGUUUGCAGCUCCGGUUGUUAUUCAAGGCAAAGUUCUGAUUAGAGACCUCACAAGUGACUCACAGGACUGGGACUCACCCUUACCCCUGGAGAAAAGGGAAUCCUGGCAAAAAUGGAGGGACUCCCUUCAAGAGCUUCAACAGCUCCAAAUCCCUAGACCUUACACCAAAAUUUCUCCAUCAGAAGCUUCACAUAGAGAGCUCUGUGUCUUCUCAGAUGCUUCAGUUAUGGCUAUAGCUGCAGUAGCUUAUCUCAAAAUUCUGGACACAGAGGGAAAGAGUGAAACAAGUUUCAUCUUAGGGAAAGCCAGGCUAGCGCCUCGCCAAGAGUUGACAAUCCCUCGCCUCGAGCUCUGUAGUGCAGUGUUGGCUGUAGAGGUGGCUGACAUCAUAAUGUCAGAGAUGGACAUUGAAUUUGAUAGAGUAACCUUUUUCACAGACAGCAAAGUGGUCCUCGGUUACAUCUAUAAUGAAAAACGAAGAUUCUAUGUCUUUGUGAAUAAUCGAGUCCAAAGAAUAAGAUGCAGUUCACACCCUCAGCAAUGGCAUUACGUUCCAAGUGACCAGAAUCCAGCUGACCAUGCGACAAGGUCUGUGCCUGCAGAUCGUCUAAAAGAUACAACAUGGCUUACUGGUCCACUAUUCUUGUCAUGCUCUAAUCAAGAAUAUAACACUUCAAAUCAAUUUGAUCUUGUGGAGCCAACCAGUGAUGUUGAAGUGCGGCCUGAGGCAACAGUGCUCACUACCCAUACCAAAGACAGCCAGCUUGGUACAAAGCGCUUUGAGCGUUUCUCUAGUUGGAAGAUACUUCUUCGGGCUGUCGCAUGUCUAAUACAUGUUGUACAGACCUUCAAAGGGAAUUCAACCAAGAAUGCGGAAAAUUGCAAAGGUUGGCAUUGUUGCAGGAUGUCGUACAGUGUAAACGAGUUGAACCAAGCCAAAGUCACUGUCAUUCAUGCUGCACAGCAGGAAGCAUUCGUUGAGGAACUCCGAUGCAUCAAAGAUGGUAAGAACAUUUCAAAGGACAGUCCCCUCUUCACAUUGAACCCCAUCAUAGACAAAGAUGGUCUUAUGAGAGUUGGAGGACGGCUCUCACAAGCUAACAUCGACUAUGAUGAAAGCAAUCCCAUCAUAAUCCCAAAGCGGCACCACAUUGCAACUUUGAUAAUGAGGUUUUACCAUGAACAAUCACAACAUCAGGGUAGGCACAUUACUGAAGGUGCUAUACGUAUGGCAGGUUUUUGGAUUUUGGGAGCCAAAAGGAGCAUAUCUUCUCUUAUCUUUGGAUGUGUAGUUUGCCGAAGACUACGAGGAAAGAGUGAAGUACAAAAGAUGGCUGAUUUACCAGUGGACAGGGUCAGUACCGAGCCCCCCUUUACCUAUGUAGGCACUGAUGUAUUUGGGCCUUGGACCAUCUCAGCCCGCCGCACAAGAGGUGGACAUGUGAACAGCAAAAGAUGGGCGGUGCUGUUCACCUGUUUAGCCAUCAGAGCUGUCCAUAUCGAAGUAGUGGAGUCUAUGGACACAUCUUGUUUCAUAAAUGCCAUGAGACGCUUCAUUGCCAUUCGUGGUCCCAUCAAGCAGAUGCGAUCUGAUCGAGGGACCAAUUUUGUAGGGGCAUGCAGAGAACUGGGCAUUCCUUCUAACUUGGAUGAGGCAAAGGUGUCAAGGUUUCUUGCCGAACAAGGGUGUUCUUGGAUCUUCAAUCCACCCCACGCUUCGCACAUGGGCGGAGCGUGGGAGCGCAUGAUAGGUAUAACCCGUAAGAUCUUAGACUCCAUGAUGCUUCAGCUGGGUCCGUCUAAAAUUACUCAUGAAGUUCUUACAACAUUCUUGGCAGAGGUGACAGCGAUAAUAAACUCCAGACCGCUGAUUCCUGUAUCUGUGGAUCCCGAGGACCCCCUUAUACUUACUCCUGCAACAUUACUUACUCAGAAGUAUGGUUCUUGUCCAAAUGUCGAGCUUGAUCAUACUGACCUCUACAGACGACAGUGGAAACGAGUCCAAAACCUAGCAUCUACCUUCUGGGACAGGUGGCGGAAGCAGUAUCUCUCCACACUGCAACCCAGGAAAAAGUGGCAAUUCAAAAAUCAAGACAUCACAACGGGUAGUGUUGUCCUAAUGAAAGACAGUCAGUCUAAACGCAACCAGUGGCCUUUGGGACGCAUCACUAAAGUGUUGCCUAGUGGAGAUGGAAGGGUACGAAAGGUCGAAAUCAAAAUUGUCAAUAAGGGAGAACCAAAGGUUUUUGUCAGACCUAUAACUGAAGUGGUAAUGCUCAUUCCUUUCAAUUAGUUCAGUGACUGGUUCAGUGUUUUGUUUACAAUGAGUCGUGGUAUCUAGGGAUACCAGGCGGGGAGUGUGUUGAUAUGUGAUAGAAAUAAUGUGUGCUGGCUCCUUUAAGAGACUGUCACUUAAUGAUGAUGUCAUCAGUGUCAGACUAGUUCUAGUUAGUUGUUUAUAGGAAGCCAUCAAGCCCUCAUGGUAGCUCUGCUAAUCUUAAUUCAUCUGCUACAUUUCAUGUCCUUUCGAAGGCAUUGUUGUUUUACCCUACUUCCAGUCAGCCAUUAAACAAAGUGAAUUUGAUGUCUGCUUCAAUGUGGUGAUUGGUAGAGGAGUUGUCUGUCUGUCAACUGAUGCAAGGCGUAUUAGGGUGGCAGAA